This is a messenger RNA of Chionomys nivalis (European snow vole), 1281 nucleotides long. Its product is annotated as aldo-keto reductase family 1 member B7. NCBI's taxonomy places the organism in Eukaryota, Metazoa, Chordata, Mammalia, Rodentia, Cricetidae. Gene Ontology annotation, molecular function: aldose reductase (NADPH) activity. The coding region runs from base 1 to 951 and encodes 316 amino acids. The transcript has 10 exons. Gene Ontology annotation, cellular component: cytosol; mitochondrion. The record is from RefSeq and is a predicted model, not a curated record.
AUGGCCACCUUUGUGGAGCUCAGUACCAAAGCCAAGAUGCCCAUCGUGGGCCUGGGCACCUGGAAGUCUCCACCGGGCAAAGUCAAGGAAGCUGUGAAGGCCGCCAUUGAUGCUGGGUACCGCCAUAUUGACUGCGCCUAUGCCUAUCAGAAUGAGAAUGAAGUGGGGGAGGCCAUCCAAGAGAAGAUCAAGGAGAAGGCCGUGAAGCGAGAGGACCUCUUCAUUGUCAGCAAGCUAUGGCCUACCUUCUUCGAGAAAAGCCUGGUGAAGAAAGCCUUUCAGAAAACCCUCACCGAUCUGAAGCUGGACUACCUGGACCUGUAUCUAAUUCACUGGCCACAGGGAUUCCAGGCUGGAAAUGAAUUUUUACCAAGAGACGAAAAAGGCAACAUUCUUGUCAGUAAAGCAACAUUCUUGGAUGCUUGGGAGGCCAUGGAGGAACUGGUGGACCAGGGGCUGGUGAAAGCCCUGGGCAUCUCCAACUUCAACCACUUGCAGAUUGAGAGGCUCCUGAACAAGCCUGGACUGAAACAUAAGCCAGUGACCAAUCAGAUUGAGUGCCAUCCAUAUCUCACCCAGGAGAAACUGAUCCAGUACUGUCACUCCAAGGGCAUUGGCAUCACGGCCUACAGCCCUCUGGGUUCCCCAGACAGACCUGAUGCCAAGCCAGAAGACCCUGUAGUACUGGAGAUUCCCAAGAUUAAGGAGAUUGCUGCAAAGCACAAGAAAACUGCAGCCCAGGUUCUGAUUCGGUUCCACAUCCAAAGGAACGUGGUGGUGAUCCCCAAGUCUGUGACACCCUCCCGCAUUCAGGAGAACAUUCAGGUCUUUGACUUCCAGCUGAGUGAUGAGGAGAUGGCCACCAUUCUCAGCUUCAACAGAAACUGGAGGGCCUGCGGCCUGUUUAUGGCAAGUCACCUCAAGGACUUCCCUUUCCACGCCGAAUACUGAAACUGAGACACCUGAUGAGCUUGCCCAGUCGCCCUCUUCACGGGUGUGCCAUCCACUCCUCAGGACUCCUAUUGUUGCCAAGCCUACCAGAUACCACACCAAGCCAGCCACGAGAAGACAAUUCUGCUUUUAAACCUCAAGUUGAACUAGAAGCAGCCUGUCACAGAGGAUGCUUACUCAGCGAAGGACAAUGGUUUUUACUAAUUAGAUCCAGUCAAAUGUUUGUCUUACCCCAGUGGUAAUUCUGAGGAUAUAAAGAUCAAACGUAUAAUACAAAUAACAAUCACCACACACAUUUUCAACAGUCAGAAGAGCUUUCUGAAUGCUGUG